Molecule: messenger RNA, 426 nt
Organism: Ananas comosus (pineapple)
Lineage: Eukaryota; Viridiplantae; Streptophyta; Magnoliopsida; Poales; Bromeliaceae
Exons: 1
Coding region: 1-426 (141 amino acids)
Source: RefSeq, a predicted model, not a curated record
AUGGCGAGGGAGGGAUACAGAUCGAAAUCGUAUGCGGACGGGCGCAUGCAGGUGGUGCCGUACGGGCUCCGAUCGUACAGCAGCAGUAGCUCCCGCGGCUACUUCUCCUCCUACGAAUACCAAUACGAAUACGGAUACGAAUACGACCCUAGGGCGUCGAAGGGGAUGGAGGUGUACGGGGGGAAACAACCAUCCCUUCCGAGCAAACCCUCGUCGUCGUCUUCUUCGUCGAAUCGCAGCAAGAACAAGGACGGUGGUGGUGGUGGAGGUGGAGGGUGGGUAUUUGGGGAUCCGGAGUUCCAGAGGAAGAAGAGGGUGGCGAGCUACAAGGCCUACUCGGCGGAGGGGAAGCUCAAGAGAUCCUUCGGAAGGAGCUUCAGGUGGCUCAAGGACAGGUACAACGACGCCGUCUAUGGCUGGUGGUGA